AUGCUCGGAGACUUAUUUGGUACUAUAAAACUAGAGGGAUUUCUGGUUCACAGACCUAAGACAGUGAUCAAUGGCCCGUUCGCCGAGCAGUUAGGUGUACACCUCACCUCUGAUGGUGAUAUUAAGACGACCGAGCCGUUUUACACCACAUCCAUCCCAGGAGUGUUUGCAGCGGGUGACUGCUCCGGACCUAUGAAGUCGGUAGUAACUGCCAUGUCAUCGGGUACAUUGGUGGCGGGAGGACUGGCUGGACAGUUACAAGCUGAGCCAUACUCGGGAGAGCAGAAUUGA
Molecule: messenger RNA, 291 nt
Organism: Penicillium soppii
Lineage: Eukaryota; Fungi; Ascomycota; Eurotiomycetes; Eurotiales; Aspergillaceae
Gene: gliT
Product: thioredoxin reductase gliT
Exons: 2
Coding region: 1-291 (96 amino acids)
Molecular function (GO): oxidoreductase activity
Source: RefSeq, a predicted model, not a curated record